CCCCGCCCCGCUUGCCGCAGGCAGCAUCGUCUCUCCAGGCUUAAGUCCUGGUUCCCAUCUCCACCAGGCGAGCACUGCGCUGGAGCCCCGGCGAAGGCGGCCGGGAUGCGGAGGCGGCGGGGCGCGCACCACAGCUGGGCAUAAGGAUCUCGCGUGCCAGGCGCCAGCGCACCGCCGGCUGCUGCUCGCCCUGCCGAGAUUCCCUAGCCCAUCCUCCUGGCCCAGGCUGCGGCUGAGGGCGCGGGAGCGUGGAAGCGGCGGCUGCGGAGGAGAGGCGGCGGCUGCCCCAUGGAGUGUUACUACAUUGUCAUCAGCUCCACGCAUCUCAGCAACGGACACUUUCGCAACAUUAAGGGAGUUUUCCGGGGCCCUCUCAGCAAGAACGGGAACAAAACUCUGGACUAUGCUGAGAAGGAGAACACUAUUGCCAAAGCUCUGGAGGACCUGAAGGCAAACUUUUACUGUGAACUCUGUGACAAGCAGUAUUAUAAGCAUCAGGAAUUUGACAACCACAUUAACUCAUAUGACCAUGCCCACAAGCAGAGGCUCAAAGAACUGAAACAGAGAGAAUUUGCUCGAAAUGUAGCAUCCAAAUCCAGGAAGGAUGUAAGAAAACAGGAAAAGGCACUCCAGCGUCUUCACAAGCUGGCUGAGCUAAGAAAGGAAACUGUGUGUGCUCCGGGAAGUGGCCCCAUGUUCAAGUCAACGACUGUGACUGUGAGAGAAAAUCUCAGUGAUGUUUCCCAAAGAGAGAGUGUAGAUCCAGUUCAUAUCCAGCAAGAACUGAGUCAUGGUGAAGAGAAAGGGAAAGACGUUACUGCAGCUUCGGCAGACACGGAAAGUGCAAGUAACUGCACAGCAAAUAGUUGUCAGUUCGGGGAUGGAAGCCAGGCGAGCCACAGACACAGAGUUGGCUUCUCAUUUGCAUUUCCCAAGAAAGCCUCUGUGAAGCUGGAGUCCUCAGCUGCAGCCUUCUCUGAAAACAGUGAUGAGUCCUCUGUGGAGAAAGAAUUCGGCAGGAAAACCAGAUUUGUCCCCAGCACUUGUCACCUUCAGCUAUCAUCAUGUGAGCCUCUGAGUUCUGAGGAGAAAGCUAACUCUUAUCAUCCACCAGAGGCCACGUGUUCUGACAAAGUGACUGCUCAAACUGAUGAGAUGAAAAAUAUCCUAAGUGACAAAAAUACACUGCUAACUACUUCCUUUUGCCAAGUUCAACCCCCUGUAUGUCCUGAUGCAGAUAAUUGCCAAAAUGUGACACCAUUUGAAGAUCAAACAUCAAUCGAAGAUAUUAUUGUUAAUGAAGAUGUACUUGUGAGGGAGAACAGCCCUGACUCCGUAGAAGCAAAUCUCAAUGUGCCUAAUGACUGCACACCAGCACAAACCACCACAGAGGAAAAUGUUAAGAUUAAUGAGGUGGCCAAAAUGGAAACUGGAAAUAAAACUGGUCAUGAGCCACUGGGACCUUCAAGCACUGCAGAGGAAAACAUAAGGUUCCAAAACAGACCAGAUCCAGGCAAAAGGAAAUGUGAUCCAUUUGUACCUGUCCUUAACAAACUUGGCUCGACCGUGCUUCAGUGGCCAUCAGAAAUGCUUGUUUAUACAACUACGGAGCCGUCGAUAUCAUACAGCUGUAACCCACUGUGUUUUGACUUCAAGUCCACUAAAUUAAACAACAAUCAGGACAAAAAUAAACCAACCUUAAAGGACCUUUCUCCUCAACAGAAUGAGGACUUUUGCCAGGGACCAGAUGCCGAUUGCAAGGAUGUACUAAUCAGAGGAGUCACAAAUGAUGAAGGCAGCAGUAGUCGAAACGAUCACCCUCAAGUCCCCGCUGUCUCGCUUACCCACACUCUGUCUAACAGUUGUGAUUUCGGACAAGAUCAGAAUGUGGGUCAGAGGUAUAAAGAUAUUUCCUGUAUGAACAGAAAACCAAACAAACACAAUUUUACUAGAAAGCAAACUAAACGAGACACUUUAAAUGAGAAAUACAACAAAAUCAGGUUGAAGGAAACUCAUGAACGCUGGUUCCAUAAAAGUAGAAGGAAGAAAAGAAGAAGAAAGUUAUGUCGGCAUCAUCAAAGGGCCACAGACAAAGAACCUGGGAGUUACAGCAAAACGGACGUGGACAGUGGUCGCACUGAUGAGGCAGGGAAGAAUCCACUGGAAUCAAGUCCUGAGAGGCAGGGGAGGAGUCCAGCGCAAGUGCCAGACUUACAUUCACUACCUGAUGAAAGACCCAAAGAAGCAUCUGUACACUUGAGAGAAAAUGAAGAAAUGGAUACAGCAAGGAACACUGAAUCCAACAAGGAUGCUGUUGGUCCUCAAAACCAUGAAGGAAAAAAUAUACUAGAUGUAAAUGGACAAACAAAUCCACCGAUGAUGCAUUCUGAGAAACAAAAUUUAACGUAUGCCAGGACUCAUUGUUGUUUGAAAGCCAGAACAUUGAGCCUUCAAGGGGAUGACGGGUGCUUCGUUUCUCAAAGUGAUGUGAAAGGCCCUAAUCAGAACCAGCCUGGUAAAAGAGGGUACAAUUCUCUCACAAACGAAGCAGAAAGAUUUCACAGGAAACGCAGACAGCAUUCGUGUUCUGUCUCACCAGAUGAAAGUUUAAAUCGGCGAAACCAUUUACCAGAAGAAUACUUGAGGCCACCCAGUGCUUCAGUCACUUCCUGUCAGCCAAGGAAGAAACGGAGGAGAAAAAGAAGUAGGUUCCACACUGGGGGAAGAAUUUUGAAAAUCAAAGACAAUUCUAAUUAUCUCAAGAAGGCCAGUUCUUUGAGUCACCGAGAUGGGUUAGUAAAGGAAGACAAUAAAGAGGAAAUAAAAUCACAAGAAAAUAUAAGUAUGGAGGAGUACUCAGAACAAACAAAGCCAACAGAAAACAAAGUGGCUUUCCGGCCUUACCAUCCGCUUUCUUCUGAAGCCAGUGGCAAAGGUGAGCGCUCCGUCACGGAGACCACUCCAUGUGUCUUAGCCCAGGCUUCCAGGGAUGUCACUACAUCUGCUCAGGUGCCAAGGGUCCUCUCCAGCGACACAACCGACAAUACCUUGCUUGAACACAGUCAAAGAAGUCAGACUACAAACAGCGGUGAUAAGCAAAUUCCUCUCAAGGUGACCAACACAGAAAGAAACUCUAGAAACUCACAGACUAAAUCAUACAUUUGCCGUUAUGAACGGGCUGAGACCAUUCCACAGGGAAAGAUGAGCGAGGCACCAGCAGAAUGGCUGUGUUAUAAUUCGGGAAUCCUCAGCACACAACCACCAUUACAGUUCAAGGAAGCACAUGUCAGCAGCCGCGCCUUUGUAACAACAGAGCAAAUCCUAGCUCCGUUGGCUCUGCCAGAGCAGGCGCUGCUGAUUCCGCUAGAAAACCAUGACAAGUUAAAACACCUACCAUGCGAGGUCUACCAGCACAUCAUUCAGCCAAACAUGCUGGCCAACAAGGUCAAAUUUACCUUUCCUCCAGCUCCCCUGCCUCCUCCCAGCACUCCUGUGCAGCCUUUGCCUUUGCAGCGGCCCUUCUGCUCUACCUCUGUAACUACUAUCCAUCACACUGUUUUGCAGCACCAUGCUGCCGCUGCUGCAGCUGCAGCGGCGGCCGCUGCUGCAGGAACAUUCAAAGUGCUUCAGCCACACCAACAGUUCCUUCCCCAAGUCCCUGCUCUCGCCAGAACAUCCAUACCUCAGCUCUCCGUAGGAACUGUCGGACCUAGGCUUUGUCCUGGCGGUCAGCCAUCUUUGGUUGCUUCUCCUCAGAUGCCAGUCAUCCCUGCAUCGGUUCUUCACCCCAGCCACUUGGCUUUCCCACCCUUACCCCAUGCACUUUUUCCUUCAUUGCUUUCUCCACAUCCAACGGUCAUUCCCCUCCAGCCCCUGUUCUAGUUACCACCAUACAGGGGAAAGAACAUAUACAGAUGACUAGGUGUUUGUCUACGUGCAUAAUUGGCUAUCUAUCUGACAGAAUAAGCUGGCCAAAGCUGGCCUUGUUGAUUUCAAACCAUUUACUGUAAGUGUAACGAUGCUAACAAAUUAUUUAAAUUUCUGACAUAUAAUAUUAUUAAAGCACUGAAUAGUUUGAGAUUCAAUACAAUAUAUGCUGUAUAUUAAAAUGAUGUCUUAAGAGUAUGUAUAAUGUACAUAAAAUAUAUUUAUAGUACUGUAAUUUAUGUUGUAAAGUAUGCUCCUUGUUUUUUCUAAUAUUUGUGUAUUUGCACCUAUUUAAUGUUUAGACAAAGCUGAUGACCCUAUUUGUUUUGUAUCAUGUUCCUUGAAACUGUAAAUUUAGUGAAAUAUAUCUCUUGCAAUAAAUUUUUGUUAAUUAUUUAAGUAAAUCAAACUUUUGUGUUCAGAUGGUCUUCACUGAUUUAGUACGGUUAGCAACAGAUAAUGUUCUUUUCACAAUUUUCUUCUGUCCAAGAACCCAGGACCUCC
This is a messenger RNA of Acomys russatus (golden spiny mouse), 4431 nucleotides long. RefSeq names its product zinc finger protein 804A (gene Znf804a). Lineage: Eukaryota; Metazoa; Chordata; Mammalia; Rodentia; Muridae. The record is from RefSeq and is a predicted model, not a curated record. Gene Ontology annotation, cellular component: nucleus. The transcript has 4 exons. The coding region runs from base 289 to 3882 and encodes 1197 amino acids.